Messenger RNA from Linderina pennispora, 952 nucleotides. RefSeq lists its product as uncharacterized. The record is from RefSeq and is a predicted model, not a curated record. Lineage: Eukaryota; Fungi; Kickxellomycota; Kickxellomycetes; Kickxellales; Kickxellaceae. The transcript has 2 exons. Bases 62 to 856 code for a protein of 264 amino acids.
UGCCCAGCGCGGGCUGACAGUCUGGGUGUAUGUGCCUCGCAAUGAUCCGGCAACGCUAGAGAUGCGGGCGCAUCUGGAGAGCUUCUGCAGGCGUGCGAUAGUGCGGCGGCGUGGGGCAGAGGCAGUGGAGGAGGUCACGUGCCACUCUAUUGGUACGGUGUUCUGUCCGCCCACGCAGCGCAACCGCGGGUAUGCUACAGGUCUGAUGCGGGCGCUGGCGCAGGAGCUGCAAGAGCUCCGGGGCGUGUCGAAUCUGUACUCCGACAUUGGCGCCGAGUUCUAUGCCAGGCACGGCUGGCACGUGUAUUCGCCGGUCAGCGUGCGCUUCACGCAGGCUUUGCCUUCUGGCGCGGCUCCUGAGAUCGCAGCCUACGCCGAGCAGGACUGCGAGAGGGUUGUGCAGCAGAUGCAGGCGCUGCCAGUCUCUGCCAGUCAUGUGCAUGUGGCAAUUCUGCCUGAGGCAUGCGUCUACGCGUGGCACUUUGCCAGGGCUCGCUUUGAAUGUUCGAUAGUGCAUGGCAGCGACCUGCGCCUGGAGCAUUUUGGGGCAGCGCUUGCUGACGGCAGCUUCCUGGCGUGGACCUAUGAUGUGCGGCAGGGCACUGUGGUGGUGUUGCGGGCGGCUGUGGAAAGCCAGGAAAGUCUGUUGGCGCUAACAGCAGCCGCCAUGGAAGUGGGUAGGAAGGUGGGGUUCAAUGAACUCGUUUUCUGGAACCCUCCUUUUGAGCAGGCCCUAAUUGCUGCUGGUGCCGAGCGGGUUGUGCGCACGGGCAGCCUGCCGAGUCUGUGUGUGUUUGGGGAGGAGGACGGCGAGCACGUGGAAUGGUUGCUGAACGAAAAGUUUCCAUGGGUAUAGAAUUUUUUUACUUUUGUUCUCAGCCUUUGCUCUGACUAUCAAGGAAUGUCUUAGAAUGCAAGAUCAACAUCUAAAACACGUGAAGCGACGUGGCAA